Oncorhynchus keta (chum salmon) is the source of this 6901-nucleotide messenger RNA. RefSeq names its product myocyte-specific enhancer factor 2A-like. Lineage: Eukaryota; Metazoa; Chordata; Actinopteri; Salmoniformes; Salmonidae. Gene Ontology annotation, molecular function: DNA-binding transcription factor activity, RNA polymerase II-specific; protein dimerization activity; histone deacetylase binding. Gene Ontology annotation, biological process: cell differentiation; heart development; positive regulation of transcription by RNA polymerase II. The transcript is spliced from 11 exons. The record is from RefSeq and is a predicted model, not a curated record. The coding region runs from base 460 to 1995 and encodes 511 amino acids.
GGGGAGGAGUCUCACUGACAAGAAACUGGCUCUACUGAGUUUGGCUGCUCCCUAAAAUAGCAGUUGUGUGUAAAUGUGACUGAAAUUACGUUAAUGUUCCACGCACACGGUAUCCAUUGGAGGCUCUGAUAUAGAGUAUCUAUAUACAGCGAGGGACUUGAGAGACAAGGACAUUUUUCCCAAGGAGGAGAAAUCUGCAGGAAGCUUAACGCGAGUGAGGGAAGCAUUGAAGGCUAAAAGAAGAGACAGACAGACAGACAGGAGCUGGAUAUUCUUGGUCCGAUAAAGAGGUUAUCACUACUUUGAUAGUUGGAUUGUGGUGUGGUCACGAAAACGACAGAGUCAGAGAGAGAGAAGAGAGAGAGUGUUGUACAAUGUGCUAGGAGAUAAGGAAGAAGACGAGCUCGGUAGUUUUUCUGAUAUUCUUGAGGUGUCAGAGAGACCGAACAGAACGCAGAGAUGGGACGGAAGAAGAUACAGAUCACCAGGAUCAUGGAUGAGAGGAACAGGCAGGUUACCUUCACGAAGAGGAAGUUUGGGCUAAUGAAGAAGGCCUAUGAGCUCAGCGUUCUAUGUGACUGUGAGAUAGCCCUGAUCAUAUUCAACAGCUCAAACAAACUCUUUCAGUAUGCGAGCACAGACAUGGACAAGGUCCUGCUCAAAUACACUGAGUACAACGAGCCCCACGAGAGCAGAACUAACUCUGACAUUGUCGAGAAAUUAAGAAACAAAGGCCAUAAUGACCUGUGUGCCAGUCCUGAUCCAGAUGACUGUUUUGGGCACAGCCCCCUCAUGGACGACCGUUUCGGCAAACUAAGCGAAGAGAGUGAUUUAAUGUACAAGCGCUGUGGUGCGCUAAACAAGAAAGAACACAGAGGCUGUGAUAGCCCGGACCCUGAUGCCUCAUAUGUCCUCACCCCUCACACAGAAGAAAAGUAUAAAAAAAUUAAUGAGGAGUUUGAUAAUAUGAUGAGAAAUCAUAAAAUCCCCACAGCGCUGCCCCAGCAGAACUUCUCCAUGCAUGUGGCAGUGCCAGUCUCCAACCAGAACACCAUGUCCUACAACCCAGGAGGCUCCAUGAGCAGCCAGGUCCAGGCCGCAGCCUCUCUGAGCGACAGUGGGAUGCUCUCUCCCGCUCAGGCCUCCUUACACAGGAAUGUGGGCUCCAGUGGGGGCCAGCAGAGGCCACCUAGUCAAGGCAAUGCAGGGAACGGCUUUGUCAACCCUAGGGGCUCUCCGGGACUCCUGGGCGCAACCAGCGGGAACGGCCUGGGGAAAGUCAUGCCCACCAAGUCUCCACCGCCCCCUGGAGGGAACAUGGGGAUGGGCAACCGCAAGCCAGACCUGAGAGUGCAGAUACCCCCGUCCAGCAAAGGCAUGAUGCCCCCACUGAACACCCACAGGAUAAGCAGCUCCCAGUCCCAGCUACUCGCCACCCCAGUAGUGUCUGUCACCACCCCCAGUCUGCCCCCCCAAGGCCUGGUCUACUCAGGCAUGCCCACCAGCUACAACACCGAGUACUCCCUGAGCAGUGCAGAGAUCUCCUCCCUACAGGGCUUCGGCUCUCCAGGGCUCUCUUUGGGCUCCAUGUCGGCAUGGCAACAACAUCAACUGGGCCAGGCAGCUCUCAGCUCUUUGGUGGGUGGUGGUCACCUACCUCAGGGCUCCAACCUCUCUAUCAACACCAGCCAGAACAUCAACAUCAAGUCAGAGCCCAUCUCCCCACCGCGGGAGCGCGUCACCUCCUCUGGCUUCCCCCAGCAGCAGCAGCAGCAGCAGCAGCAGCAGCAGGCAUCCAGCCGGCAGGACCUGGGCCGCUCGCCUGUGGACAGCCUCAGCUCCUCCUGCAGCUCGUACGAUGGCAGCGACCGCGAAGACCACCGGCCGGACUUCCACUCCUCGUCCAUGGGGCUGGGCAGACCCCCAGCCGGAACCGAGGACAACAGGGAGAGCCCCUCUGUCAAGCGCAUGCGCAUGGACACCUGGGUGACAUAGAGUCACUCUGUCAGGCCUCCAGUCACCAGCUAGUCAGAUGGAGGGAGGGAGGGGGUAGACUUGGGGGAGAGAUGGAUGGGGUAGGAAAGGUCCUUAUAGUUAUCAUUAUUAAUAUUAUUAUUUAACUCCAUUUCAUUUUGUAAGAAGGAGAAUGGCAAAUAAAUUAAAUACGUCUCACAUUAAUAAGAAAAACAAUCAAGUAGUUGGACUGAAUUAUGUACACAAACAGAUGUUAUCAGGUACUGGGUGCGAAUUAGAUGUUUGCAGGAGUCUGAUGUUCAAAGAAAAAAAAAGAAGAAAAAAACUAAUCUAGAUUAUUGUAGUCACUGGUCUAGUCUGGCACUUGUAGUUGCUGUUUUUGCUGUUGUGGUUGCAAGUUACAAACAAUCCAAAAAGUCAAGAGUGUUGCCUGCUGGCUGAGGUCCCCUGCUUGUGGCGUCCACUGUUAGAGCUCAUGUUUCACUACAUGGUGUAACCUCAUAUGACUUUAAUCUCAUACAACUUUGUCUCAAUUUGUCUCUUCUAUGAAUUUAUUAAAUCAGUAGAUGUGGAAUCAAAUUUUAAAACAAUUUCGACCUCAGAGACUAAAAAGAGUUGUAUUUCAUUUGAAAGAGGUUUCCCUUGUGUGGUUUUAGACAGGAAAAGCUAUCCUGUAUGGGAAGGACAUGGCUCAGAGUCAUGUGUUUAGUUCUAAAAUAAAUAGGAAAAAGUAUAUUGCAAUAAUAACAUUAAUUUUAUAAUCUGAUAUAUGGGACAUUAACAUUAUGGGAAAUUGUCCAGUUGAACUGGUAACAUGGUAAUAGCAAGGCAUCUUCUCAUUGCUCCAACAAUUCAUUGGUAAUGUAAGCCAAAGCUGUACUGUACGUUUCUUUCUGUUAUUUGUAGCUAUGUUUUCCUAGCAAUUCUCUCAAACAAUUGUUCAUUUUAGUUUAGUUUUUACUGUGCUUUGUUACAAAUAUUAUAAAGACAUGCAAGCCAGAUCUUGAAUCAAUAUCUCAAGCCAUGAACACUUGCGGUUCUGUUUGUUAAAUUAAACAUUUGAGCCAAACACUUUCUUUUGUUAUGUAAAUAGCAACUUUAAUAUAUAUAUAUCACCUUGGUGUAAGUACGUAUGUAUUGUACCAUCACCAGAUUCAAGAAAAAGGUAUAUUUUUGUGGAUUACUGCCAUGUUUACAGGGCGAGAUCCUUAUUAAGUAGAUUAUUCACUGGUUAAUAUUUACUAUUUUGUUAAUUAUACUGUACUUUCUUCAAAAUUGAAUUACUACCAUUAUAGUCAGUGAUUUUCUUUCCAGAGAGUAGUUUUUUGGGUUGUUUUCCCUUUAAUAGUGGUGAAUGUCUGUCCUUAAGAAAUUGUAAUAACAGUGAUGUAAGGUUAAAGUUCCACUAUAUCUUAUGUUGUGAAGGAUAAUCUCAACGCUGAGGAAAAUAUGGUUUAGGGUUAGGCUAUUUACCUGUAGCUGCUGAAUACACUGCCAACUUUCAAACCCAAGGUUCCAUCUCAGCAUUGAAAAACCAUCCAUUGUGAUUGUGCUUUGCUCGAUUGAAAGACAUGCCAUUUCAUGAACCAUGCCAAUAAACCUAUUUGGGUCGCUCCACGAAAAGAGUGCCUUUUGCGUCACUUUGAUAUUUGAAGUAGAAAUUGUGCACCAAUAUUGCAUUUUAAAAGCCUGUUAUGUUAAAUUAAGUGCACUUGAAUAUAUACUGAGUGUACAAAACAUUAAGAACACCUUCAUAAUAUUGAGUUGCACCCCCUCUCCCCUUUUGCCCUCAGAACUGCCUCAAUUUGUCAGGGCAUGGACUCCAGAGGGAUGCUGGCCCAUGUUGACUCCAAUGCUUCCCACAUUUGUGUCAAGUUGGCUGGAUGUCCUUUGAGUGGUGGACCAUUCUUGAUACACACAGAAAACUGUUGAGCGUGAAAAACCCAGCAGAGUUGCAGUUCUUGACACAAACCUGUGCGCCUGGCACAUACUACCAUAACCCGUUUAAAGGCACUUAAAUCGUUUGUCUUACCCAUUCACCCGCUGAAUGGCACACAUACACAAUCCAUGUCUCAAUUGUCUCAAAAUCUGCAUGUCUGUCUCUAUUGUCUCAAAAUCUGCAUGUCCCGUGUCAUUUCAAGGAAGAUUUUAACCCAUUUAAUCCCAAAAUCUGCAUGUCCCGUGUCACUUCAAGGAAGAUUUGAACCCAUUUAAUCCCAAAAUCUGCAUGUCCCGUGUCACUUCAAGGAAGAUUUGAACCCAUUUAAUCCCAAAAUCUGCAUGUCCCGUGUCACUUCAAGGAAGAUUUGAACCCAUUUAAUCCCAAAAUCUGCAUGUCCCGUGUCACUUCAAGGAAGAUUUGAACCCAUUUAAUCCCAAAAUCUGCAUGUCCCGUGUCACUUCAAGGAAGAUUUUAACCCAUUUAAUCACAAAAUCUGCAUGUCCCGUGUCACUUCAAGGAAGAUGUGAACCCAUUUAAUCCCAAAAUCUGCAUGUCCCGUGUCACUUCAAGGAAGAUUUUAACCCAUUUAAUCCCAAAAUCUGCAUGUCCCGUGUCACUUCAAGGAAGAUUUGAACCCAUUUAAUCACAAAAUCUGCAUGUCCCGUGUCACUUCAAGGAAGAUUUUAACCCAUUUAAUCCCAAAAUCUGCAUGUCCCGUGUCACUUCAAGGAAGAUUUGAACCCAUUUAAUCCCAAAAUUUGCAUGUCCCGUGUCACUUCAAGGAAGAUUUUAACCCACUUCAUCGCAAAAUCUCUCCAAGUUUCACCAUCAUUGUAAAGCACUAGUUAUUACAUUGCUUUGACAAAGUCAUUCCUGGAGAUUAUUUAUUUCAUGUGAUAAUGAUUCAUUUACAUUCAUUUAAUGUCAACCCAGUUACGGGAACUGAACUCUCAUUUUAAUAUGGUGAAACUAUUCUUUUUUAAAUAUAUAUUUUUUCAAAAUAAAUAUUGAACAUCUAAUUGUCAAAUCAUACAGUAAAAGCAGGUGAGCUGGUUCUACUCUUUUUGGCAAUUAUCUGGUGUUUUGUGGUGGAAAACUGAGUGGGUUGAGCAUUAUACGUCAACCUUGUUACUCAUAGAUAGACAGGCUAGAAUUAUUAUUUUAUUUUUUAAAUGUGUGAAGCUUGCAUUCAAUUGCCACUCUCUGUUGCACACAACAAGCUUCCAUUCCCCCUGUCACGAGGGGAUUUAUGGCUGAUUAGUUUUUAGUUUUAUUCAGAUUGUUCAGGGUUGCUGCAGGACCCUCAGCACCCGUAUUUCCCACACUUCAUUUUUUUAUUUAACAUCUUGAGAUGGGAAAACUAGUUUAUGAAGUUGAAAAUAUGCUCUUUAUGACAGAAUGUAAAAAGUAGGUGGAAAAGGCACCGAAUUGGUGGAACAACCCAUUUAUGGUUAAUUAAAUGAUCCAUUGAUGGAUCACUCUCUGGUGAAAAUGUUCACAUUUAUGAGUAAAUUAAGUUGCAAACAUUGUAAAUAGCAUAGCCUAAAUGUAAUCCUCAGUCAUGAUUAUGUAUAAAAUGAAUCCGUUUUAUAAAUUGGCACAGCAAAAUACCCUAUGUUUGAGGCCCAUCACUAGUAGGAAAUGAACAACCCUGAAAUCAUGAUCCCAUGAGUGUGUAGUACUGGUGAGUGGCAGCAGCCAUUUUCUGUUUCACUGUUGUAUAUUUGGCUGUGUGGGCAUAUCAGACCAUGCAAGCCUGUACGUCAUUGUCUGUUACAUGUGGCCUUGGCUUGCAUUAUACCCCAUCCCCACAGUGGUAAAGUGUCAGACAAUUCAGCAGCUAAUACAUACUAGAGACAAUGCAACAGAAUAGACUUGAUCCGACACUGCUGGAUUGCACACAUUUGUAUGAGAAGUUUGCUGUACAAAAGGAGUAUCUCUUUACAUUUGCUAUAUUUUCCCUUGUGUGUUUCUCCUCCACGCCUGUCUCCGCCCCUUCAUUUGAUCCAUAGCAGUUGGCAAUAAGCCAAUAGUGAUCUAUGCAGUUUCCAACUCAUACUCUGCCCAGAUGCAGACCCUUAAAAAACGUCACUUAAAGGGUCCAAUCUACUAUUAAAUGUUAUUGCAUGUCCCAUAGAGUUAGGGAGCUGGAUAACCAGUUGCACAUAACAUUUUAUCAAUGUCUACCUUUUUGAACAAAUUAUUUUCCUCAGUCUUGAUAAAUUCUGAAUUAUUUUAGACAUGCAUAAGAAACACAGCGUAACUGAUUUAAUAUCCAUUUGAACACAUGUCAGGUUACAGAACAGCAAUAAUACCAUUACACUAUUCCAACAAGACUUUAGCAGUCUUUUUUUCUUCAUUACAAAUGACAUGCACACUUUAGCACUUGAUAGGACAUCAGGGAAUUUUUCUAGCUUCACUCUUUAUAUGCACGGUUAGAAAAUAGCCUUAUCCCAAAGAAUGACUCAUGUUAUACAUGAAGAAAAGCCUCACAUAGCUCCAAACUAACGCCGCUAACAUACAUUACAGAACAUAGAGACUGGUUCGUCUUUCCCACUCUGCCCUCCCGUGAAGUAAGAUUCACACAAGGAAUGUGUAUAGAGAACGUAAAGUGAUACACUUGCUCUUUUGGUCUAUGUGCUGUGUAAAAACCUGCACAACUAUUGAAUGUGAAAGAACAGGAUUAUAUCAGACAACGGAACUUUGUUGAAAGAGCGUUCUUCACUUUGCUGUGCAAGAGUACACUGCUUUGCUGUAUGGCUUUUAUAAACAGAACUAUGUAUUUGGUAAUUGUUUGUAGUUAAUAGUUCACUUCAAGAAGCUGUUUGCGGUUUGGAUGCUCAAACCGUUUGGCGGCACAAGCUGGACUUUGUUGCCAUGAAUGAAACAAAAUCAAGAGAGAAUUUUAAGUUGAUCUGCAUUUUAUUUCCCUUGAAUGUGUUGUUUUAUCUUCAUUAUACAAUAAAUAUUCUAGUGAACUUUUUA